UGACAGCCAGGAGAAGCAGUUGAAAGUGCCGCGUGUCCUGUCCAACGUCAUCGUCAUCCUGUGGCCAAACUAGCAGGACUCGCUGGACUCGCAGGAGUCAGGGAAACGGACACCGCACACUCACAUGCCACAUGGCACAUGGCACAUUCAUUGUCACUUAUCGCGUGGGUGGCGCGUUUAAUUCACAUUUUAUUUCCAGCGCCCGUGGCUGCGCGCGUAAUUGUUGCUUCAAAGUCCUGGCCAGGACACGGAUGUAGUCAGUCCGCGUUGGCGCUGCACGGCGGUCGUGUGUGCGCGGUGAAUAAUCGCGAUUCGCAACGUGAGUGUGUGCUCCAUUUUGGCCAUGCAGAACGACGAGGAACCAGCAGCUGCAGCCGGGGCUUCGGGGCUAAGCAAUGGGGAAUCCUUGCGGAGUCCACCGGCCCCGGCGCCACGACGACCCAAGCCGGGUAUCCUGCGACUGGACAUCGGCAAACCGCGACGCUCAUCAGGUGGUUCCGUCGAUUUCCGAUGCGUGGGCAGCAGCAGCAGCAAUGGGAACACCAGCAACGUGGCCACUGGCGCCAACAGUGAGAACAACUCGGGAGUCACAUCGCCUCAUCAACUCUCUGUGACCUGGGCACCGCCAUGCGACUUGGAUAGAGGUGGCUGGCAAAUGCAGAGCAGCGCCGAUGCCAAGAGGGAAUUCUACAAAGGACAGCGAGGCAGAAGAGCUGCGUCACAGGAGGACCACAGAUCCUACGAACUGAACGAUUUCCCAUUGCAAAACCAGAGCAGCGACGCCGAGAGCUGCCACCAGGAGCCCCACUUUGCCCAACAGCGUCCGCCUGGAAUCGGAUUCGACGAGGAUGGCGGCGGUGGCGACAUUGACGAUGAGGAGAGCUACACAAUUUCCGUAUCGGCAAUAAUGCAGAGACGUGCCAGUGUGCGCGGCUAUCGGGGCAAACGUGGCAGUCGGAGUUCGCGACGUGCAUCCAGUCCCAUGGAUCACGUCCUGGACAGUGUGGAGCGGCGACGCUCCAGUGUCUAUACGACAAGUUCAGAGGAGGGCACCAAUCAGGAGUCCACGCAAGAGCAAAUCUUUGAGAACAUCCGCCUGCACAAGGAGGUCAUACAGUCGGUGAAGCUACAGCCAUGGCCCAUCCGCAAGAAGCUCAAGUUGGUGCGGCAGGCCAAAACAUAUGUGGCACGCCACGAGGGCGCGCUCCAGGAGCGCUUCGCCAUGUCACGCAGCACCCGAGACUUGUGGGCGAGGUUUAAAAUUUUAAUGGCGGCACGAUGGCGACACUGGAAACGGGAGACGGCCAGCUUCCUUACCGUCCUCAUUCCCUGGGAGCUGCGCAUCAAGGAAAUCGAAUCGCACUUCGGCUCCGGCGUAGCCUCCUACUUUACAUUCCUGCGAUGGCUUAUGUGGGUCAAUAUCAUGAUUGCCAUUCCGCUGGUCGCCUUCGUCAUUGGGCCCGAGUACUUUGCCACAAAGCACGGCGAAACGGAUCCCAGGAAAAGGAUGUCCGACCCGGAGGCUCGGGUGGCCGGCAAUCUUUUCACGUUCUGGGAGUUCGAGGGAUACCUGAAAUAUUCACCUAUGUUUUAUGGAUACUAUUCAAGCACAUCCGGCAUUAGCACGUCCGGAUAUAAGCUUCCCUUAGCCUAUUUCCUUACCGCCGUUCUGGUCUACAUCUACAGCUUUGUGGCCACGUUGAGGAAAAUGGCGGAAAACUCGCGCAACUCGAAACUUUCCUCGAAGGACGACGAGUGUGUCUUCUCGUGGAAACUCUUUACCGGCUGGGACUUUAUGAUUGGACACGCGGAAACGGCGCACAAUCGCAUCGCAUCCGUGGUCGUGGGCUUCAAGGAGGCACUGCUGGAGGAGGCGGAGAAAAAGAAGGAUAAUCGCAACUGGCGGGUCAUACUCCAGAGGAUACUGGUCAAUAUCCUGGUGAUGGGACUGCUGGGCUUGUCGGGCGCUACGGUGGUGUUGCUGGUUAAUCACUCUGAGGAUUUGGCCAAGCAUGACAACUGGCUGAGUCGCAAUGCGGUGAACGUGACCAUGACCCUGCUCUCCUUCUUCCUGCCCAUGAUAUUCGAGGCACUGGGUCUGUUCGAGAACUGGCAUCCCAGGCAGCAGCUGCGUUUGCAAUUGGCUCGCAUUAUGAUCCUGAACAUGUUGAACUUGUACUCGCUGAUGUUCUCCUUCAUCUACAAGAUCAACAGCAAGGAGAAGCCGCUGCAGAUGCUGAAAUUGGAGAACGAAACAAACACCAUGGAGCUGAAGAAUCUACUUAGUUCGAUUGAGGCUCUAAGGGCCAUGACCCCCACGACUUCGCUGUAUGGUGAAAGUACGUCGGAUGGGCUGUUCGAUGACUCCACCUCAACGGCAACUUGGGGUGAGGAUGCUGGUGGCCUCUUUUCGACCACAGCGGCUGCCGCCCUAAUCUCUUCAACCGUGCAGCGUCUCAAGUGCUAUAACAUGACUGUAAAAUGCUCAAAGCUGCGGCGCAACAUCAUCAGUGGCAAGCACUUGGCCACAACUCUAAUGGUUCUCAACCUGACAACACCAGCCAUGGUGCCACCAACUUUGCCAACCUCAUUGCCCACCACAUUGCCCACCACAUUACCCACCACAUUACCCACUACAUUACCUACAACAUUGCCUACUACAUUGCCCUCCACAUUAGCCACCACAACGCCGACAACUUCAAGUAUUUGGACUUCCACAGAGGCAACGUCGCCGACAACUACAACGACAUCACCUUGGACAACUUUACCGCCCUCGACAACAACCACUGAGGCAACCACAACAACAGAAAGAGCCACCACAACCACAGAAGAAGCACCAACCACAACCACACUGAAGAUCACCACUCCCGAAAUAAAUAGUACAACACCAGAUACUACAAAACCCCCGGAAAAACCUAUUAAUACUGAAAUACCCAACUCAACAACGAAUUCUGCAACUUUGAGCACAAUACCAGCCACUUCUAAUACCACUAAUUUACCACUGAGCAGCACCACCAAGCUAACUACAACCACGGAGAAACCCCAGGGAGAGGAUAACUUCAUCUACACCACCGGAGACGAUGAAGGCUCCUACGACUAUGGCAGCGAUUCCACAUCAGACGCUCCGGAUUAUAAUAGCUAUUCCGAAAUAACGGAUUACUCCUCAGAACCGUCGGAAAUUGAAGAUUUCGACGAACAGGAAAGCACGGAUCAGGCAGACGAUCCAUUGGCCAAAGUGUUGGAGCAGCUCGAUGAAAAUGAGACGAAAGGACGCAGGAAAAGAGCAUUGGCCGAAUCACCAUUCUUUACCAGCAAGUACAGCAGGCGACAUCGCAAUGAAUCCGCUGUCUCAGCUGGACAACCACGAGAAACCACUGAAUCGGUGAAUGCCACACCCAGUCGGUGGCCAUUUAAUUGGGCAUCCAACAGGCAAACCACACCGAGAACCACCACAACAAGAAGAGUUCACAGUAGAAUUCUAACCAAGGAGGAGUGGGAAACCCUCAGACGACUUAGGAGCAGGAUUACUACAACCACAAGUACGUCAACCACCAGCACGACCACGACAACCACAAGAAGACCCAGGUGGAGAUAUCGAACAACGACUACUGAACUUACGAGCACCACCGAUGAGGAAUCCUCCACAACGGAGAGUUCCACUGAGUCAUCGAGUCCGGAGAGCACCACCAACGCCUUCGAUAGCAGUAGUAGCACCACCGAAGAAUAUGAAUACACCACCACGGAGGGAUCGGAAAAUAGGCCCUACUAUGUGGGCUAUGUGGACAUAUCGGAAAUGGGGAGUACCAUCUACUACGAUGGAGACAGCGAAUUCCUGGAGGAGUGUGUGAUUACCAUUUGCCCCAAGGGUGAUGACUUCUUUGGCAGCACCACCGAAAGUCCGGAUAGCACCACCCAGAGCAGCGACUCCAAGCAGCUAACCACCGUGAAGCUCACUCCGCUGGAGCGGAAGCAGAAGCGUCUGAAGGAAGUGCAGCUGGCGAUUAAGCAAAUACAAACCAAUCUGACGACCAUGUGCUGGGAGACCUCCUUGGGCCAGGAGCUCUCCAAAGUCAUCGUUUUCGAUGGGCUGAUGUCCAUUGUGGCGCCGCUGUGCAUCGACUUUCUGCGCGCCCUCUUCGUCCGGUAUGUCAAUCAAAACUGGUGCUGGGACAUGGAGAAGACCUUUCCCCAGUACGGUGACUUCAAGAUAGCCGAGAACAUCCUGACGUUGAUUAAUAACCAGGGCCAAGUGUGGAUGGGCAUAUUCUUCUCGCCGGGCCUGGUGCUCAUCAACCUGGUCAAAUUGAUGAUCAUGAUGUACUUCCGUUCGUGGAUAGUGCUCACCUGCAAUGUGCCGCACGAGGUGGUGUUCAAGGCCUCCAAGUCGAACAACUUCUACCUAUCGCUGCUGUUGACCAUGCUGUUCCUUUGUGUCCUGCCCGUUGGCUAUGCGAUUGUGUGGCUGCGCCCUUCCUGGCAUUGUGGACCCUUCUCGGAGUACAACAGGAUAGCUGAGUUCAUUACGAACACCACCAGGAAUGCUCUGCCAAAACAACUCCACGAACCCCUGGACUAUCUAACCUCCUCGAGCACUGUGAUUCCAUUGCUUCUGCUUCUUAUCCUCAUUAUAUACUACCUGGUUUCGCUAACUGGCGCCCUCCGCGAAGCCAACCAGGAUUUGCGCACCCAACUCCAGAAGGAACGCGAGGAGGAGCGCAAGAAGAUCUUUAAGGUGCCGGAGGUCAAGCAGGCGGAACCAACGGCCACCACGCUGACAAAUCGCUGGCGCAAAGUCCUCGAGGCCAGCUCUCCGGUAACACCCACCCAACCACCCGAUUUCGAUACGGAGGAGUACAAAAAUCAAGCCCGGAAAGAACUAAUCUCACGCAUCAUGAAGAAGGCGUUGCGCAAGGGAUCCGCCACGUCGGAUGAGGAUUCGUUUGUGCGGCGCGACGACGAUGACACGGACAGCGAGCACCAGGAUUCCCUGCCCCACGACGAGGAGGCCAAGGACAAGCGGUUCGGCCUGUCGCGAUUGCAGCAAAUCCGGCGUACCCGCAAACCAUCGCUGGUGGACAUCGUGCAGAUUGCCAAGCAGGAGCGGGCACGGGCGGGCUCCAUUGUGGCCGGAACAAGCUCCUCUGGAACUGCCAAUUUUCCCAUAAAGGAGACCCAUCCAAAGAGCCGCUUCAAAGUGGAGAAACAUGAGCGCAAGGAUAAGGGCAGCAUGAAGGAUAAAAAGGACACCAGGCACAGACAGCCGCCACAGCAGCAGCAGCCGCCGCCCUAUGAAUCGCCCAAGGACAAUGAACAUGAUCCGGAUACAAAUUCAAGGAUUGUCAGCGAGCGCCGCGCCAGUUUGCUGAGACGCCACAAGGAGCAGGCGGAGGGAGACGAACCACCCACUACCCCCGAAGCACCACAGACACCCAUCUCGCCAGCAGAGCCCGUGGAACAGGCGCCCGAGGAAUCCACACCCGAAACUCCCACGCUGGCCAAAAGCAAAUUCCACAUAGUUGAUGAAAAAAAACCCCCGCCGCAGGAGGUGGAAGAUAAACCCUUGCCGACACCCAAGGAGAGUGGCAGUGGCGGUGGAAGUUUGGGCAAGUUCAAGUUCCGUAAGCACAAAUUCAAGUCAAAUAAUGUGGCUGCCGCCAAGCCGGAGCCCGAGGUGUUCAAGUUCGACGAGCGGAGUGUGGAAAGGAGUUCGGAUGUGCCGGCAACUCCAGCCGCAGAGUACCUGAACAACGAGCCAUCUGGUACUGAGGAGCAGUAUAGGAGUCUGCCCUCACCCACGCCCAGCCAGGGUCUGGGUCACCACCAGCGGCAAUUGUCCGUGCUUUCCCGGCAGGGUCGCAAGAAGAUCGGCAACCUUUUGGCCCUGGUUCGUGAGGCCGUCAAUCUCAAAAAGGACGAUGUGGAGCAGCCGGGCUCGGAUGAGUCGCCGGGUCCCACAACGCCCACCUACUUGGCGUACACACCGCCACCACCACCAUCAGUAUUGUCCAGCGUGUCCAGUUCGACUGCCUUGGAAAUGCCACCUACUCCGGAACCUGAAUCUCCCACGCCCAGUGCACCACUACACUUUGGCAGCAGCACAUCCUCUCGUCCGCCUACCAAGCCACCCAAGCCUCCAGCUGUGCCCACAUCGGCCACUGCUCCAACGGCCACCAUGGAUGACCUGGAGGAACUGGACACAGCCGGUCCUAUUACAUUUCCCAAACGCAGCGAUUCCCAUCGCCGUCGCACGAUGAGGCAGGAUUCACAGAGCUCCAUUUGGUCGGAUAAUAUACCCACAAUUACUAUAAGCACCACCGGCAGCGAUGAGUGCAUUGUGCACGCAGCUGCUCCACAAAAUGGACUUCCCGAGCAGCGAAGUGCUUCCCCGGAGCCCACGGUCAACAUUAUAAAGAUUGACAUUGAGAACGAGCAGGAGAAAUGAUGUACCUAGCGAAGAAGUGCCUUGAACACCAGAUUGUCUUCUUGAAUAAGCAUAUUAGCAUUCUUCCUACUUCCCUUAAUAUUUAGCUUGAAUCUUGUUCUUCAGAAUAUAAAAAGAAAAAUAAUAAAUAACAAUAAACCACUCU
Messenger RNA from Drosophila sechellia, 6587 nucleotides. It is a transcript of the gene Tmc, whose product is annotated as Transmembrane channel-like. Lineage: Eukaryota; Metazoa; Arthropoda; Insecta; Diptera; Drosophilidae. Gene Ontology annotation, cellular component: plasma membrane. The record is from RefSeq and is a predicted model, not a curated record. Bases 344 to 6442 code for a protein of 2032 amino acids. The transcript is spliced from 19 exons. Gene Ontology annotation, molecular function: mechanosensitive monoatomic ion channel activity.